AUGCCUAAACCGAUCAGCCCGGCUAGCCACCUUUUUCUACAGACGUGCCCCUUCAGAUGUACUCUUACGCCAUGGCUGUUGGCUCAUUUGCCUGCCCAACUACCCAACCUCCUCAACCUAAGGCUGCAACAUACGGGACGGGAUGUACUCACUGUGGAAUUCCUAAACACACUCGAGAAAUUUGUUACAAACUACACGAGUAUCCCGAUUGGUGGGAAGGACACAAAGGUUGAAAAGUUGUGCUUGGAUCUGGUCAUGCAGCUUUUGUCACCACUGAAUCUCAAUUAUCAUUGGCUCCUCAGGCCAGAUCCACCCUCCCCUCAACAUCUUCUAAUGACUCCUAGAUUUUGGGCGACUCAGGUAACUGUGGCUUUGUAUUUCAUACUUCUACCUCAAGUCGUGCUCUUGGCCGGAUUAUCGAUUCUAGAGUGA
Prunus armeniaca (apricot) is the source of this 432-nucleotide messenger RNA. Lineage: Eukaryota; Viridiplantae; Streptophyta; Magnoliopsida; Rosales; Rosaceae. The record is from the annotation of a GenBank genome assembly.